AUGGCUGCGCCCCGCCCCGCCAUGGCUCAGGCCGCGCCGCCCCCGUCCCUGGUCGUCGCCAAGACCAUGCUCACCGCCGCUCUGAUGCGCGCCGACCCUGCGCCCGUCGCCAAAGACGACAUCCAGAGCUUCCACAGCCUGCUCGACGCAGCCAUCCUCACCUGCUCGCCCGCCAAUCUCCAGAACUGCAAGGAUUGGCUACUGAAGAACACUGUAACUUCCCAAAAGCGCUUCGAUGCCCUGGCCAAGUACCUGGCCAGGCUGGUCCAGAGCUUGGCCGACGAGCCCGCUCCGUCCAGCUCUUCCAAGCCCCAUGCGCCCUCCAGCCGGCGCAAGGUGCUGCAUGUGCUUUACCUGCUGCAGGAUCUUGUGCACCACCUCGCCACUCACGACGCUCAGCUCGCCCAGCUGGUCAAGCCUCUCGAGCCACAUCUCGAGCUGAUCUUCACCACUGCUUUGUCGCUUCAGCUACCAGGCAAGCCGAAGCUGCGCCAGCGCCUUUCUAAGCUCACCGCGCUGUACCAAGACACCAACCUCUACAGCGAAGGCUACCGCGACCGUAUAUGCAAGGCUCUGAAGGAUGCAGCCGUCCCCGCUCCCGCCAAGCCUGCUCCAACAAAAGCUCACGCAAUCUCAUCCUCCAAAGAAGUCCCAUACGUCCUUCCAGCCUUCCACGGAGAGCCCGAUGGCCCAUGGUACGACUUGCCCGCCGGUGCCCUCAUGCCGCACAUCCGUCCAAACGACCCUCGGCCCAUCAAUCCUCACAAUAUCAAGGCGGUGGAUUUGAGGAACAAAACCGCCGAGAUGGGCCUGAUAAAUGCCGUCAAGGACCUCUUGGCCUACUCCGAGAGUCUCUACACCGAGGACGAAGGCAUUGUGGCUGACAUUGACAUGAUGGGCCAACCGCUGAUCCGCGACGAGCUCACUGGCGAGAUCACCGUCACCGAGGGGUACUACGGCUGGUCGGUCGAGUUUUGCGAGAGAAUGAAGAAGAGGAGAAAGGAGAUGAAGUCGAGGGAUCGUGGUGGCAGGUCUGGCAGGAGUCAGAGCAUCUCUUCCAGAAGUCGUAGCAGGAGCAUCAGUGGGGAUCGCGGUAGGAGUAGGUCUCGGGAGAGGAAGAGGCGAUACAGCCCAUCCCGGAGCAGGAGUCGCAGUGAAAAGCGUCGACGGGAUACGAGUCGCUCGUACUCCCGGCCAAGGACUGGCCUUGGUGGCGGUCCUAGAGGUUCACCUUCGCGAUCUCCUUACCGUUCCCGUUCGCGCUCUCAGGGCCGGAACCGCAACUACCGCCGAUCACCUCCACCCUCGCAUAGAAUGGGAUCUGGCCAAUCCCCGCCAUUCUCCCAGCAAGCUCCGCCCCACCCGUACCCUUCCCAAGGGCAGCCGUUUCCUCCGCCGCCUCCGCCUCAACAAUUCCCCGGCCAAUUCCCAAAUUUUGCUAACUUUCCUCACCCUCCCCCGCCUCCGCCCAAUUACAGUGGCCCUUGGCCACCGCCACCGCCACCACCAAUGGGUCCCAAUGGCAAUUUCAGCCAUCAGUUCCCCCCGUUCCCUCCACAGCAACCAAAUAUGCCUAUGGGUUAUCCGAUGCCGGGUGUGCCGCCUCCGCCUCCUCCGCCCAAUUACCCACCUGGCCAGCAUUGGCAACAGCAACAGCAAGCCUGGAGUCCCCCACAACAAGGCGGUGGUCAACAGUGGCAGCAGAACAAUGGAUAUGACCGUGGUCGUGGACGGCGGUACUAA
Molecule: messenger RNA, 1743 nt
Organism: Diplodia corticola
Lineage: Eukaryota; Fungi; Ascomycota; Dothideomycetes; Botryosphaeriales; Botryosphaeriaceae
Product: calcium homeostasis endoplasmic reticulum protein
Exons: 2
Coding region: 1-1743 (580 amino acids)
Biological process (GO): intracellular calcium ion homeostasis
Cellular component (GO): perinuclear region of cytoplasm
Source: RefSeq, a predicted model, not a curated record